Molecule: messenger RNA, 705 nt
Organism: Ascochyta rabiei
Lineage: Eukaryota; Fungi; Ascomycota; Dothideomycetes; Pleosporales; Didymellaceae
Exons: 3
Coding region: 1-705 (234 amino acids)
Source: RefSeq, a predicted model, not a curated record
AUGGAUUCGCUUCCAGUUACCAGCAAGACAGCUGGCGAGCCAGAAAGCUUGUUGAACAAGACACUAGAGACCGGAGCCGCUGCCGUUCAGAACUUUGAGCCAGUGCAAAGGAUAUGCGCACAUCUGAACGCCUUCCAUGCAUAUGCUCACGACCCAACGCGAGAUGCGGUUGAGGCCAACCAUUACUGCGCACAUCUCAACGAGGAUGUGAGGCAGUGCAUCCUGUAUGAUUCACCUGUGCAGCCAGCACGGAUUAUCGGUAUCGAAUACAUGAUUAAGCCGCAUCUGUACGAAACUCUGGAUAAAGAAGAGCAGAAGCUGUGGCAUUCGCACGUGUUCGAGGUCAAGUCUGGUAUGCUGAUCAUGCCGAAGCCUAAAGCUGUUCCAGAGGCUGCUUGGGAGCUUGCCGAGAACAAGGAGAUGGAAGAGGUUGUUCAUCUCUACGGCAAGAUCUACCAUCUCUGGCAGACAGAUAGAGGAGAUAAACUACCCCUGGGUCCACCACAGCUUAUGACGAGUUACACAUCAGCCGAUCAGAUGCCAAACUUCGAGAAGAUUAUCGAGGACCGGGACAGGCGAUUUGGAACUGACCACAAGCGUAAAAAGGAGGUGCGUGAGUACAUCAAGGUUCCGGAUAUUCACCCGAAUGCCGAUGCUACCUGGGCGAAGGGCGGCCUUGGACACGUUGGGGAGAAGGAAUCGUAG